Molecule: messenger RNA, 2140 nt
Organism: Gadus morhua (Atlantic cod)
Lineage: Eukaryota; Metazoa; Chordata; Actinopteri; Gadiformes; Gadidae
Product: glutamate-rich protein 6
Exons: 10
Coding region: 689-2023 (444 amino acids)
Source: RefSeq, a predicted model, not a curated record
AGACAGCUUUCUGUAUUAUACUUGGUGAGAUGCUGCCCUCUUGUGGAACCAAGUGAAAACAAGAAAAAGUUAAUCGGAAAUAGGCCGAUUCAUCCUGGAACUUGUUUCGGUCAUCCAGCACAACAGAGAUCUUGAUCAAAACAUAUCGGUCAGGUGGACAUUUGAGUUUUUGAAGUGAAUAAAUUGAAACGCUUGCUUACUCGCAGAGGCAAAUAUAACAGUAAAAUCAGUGGCCUAUAAUAACUUGCAAACAUGUAUAACAUGUAGGCCUACUUACUGCACAAAUGCUAUACUCACUCACUGCAACCAAUGUUAAGUGUCGAUUAAAUAUAUUUACAUGUAGGACUAUAUGUUUUUAGUCAAAUCAAACCUUCUGUUUUUGGAAAUGCCAAGUAAUACGAAUAGCGUAGCCUACUCAGUUAAACCUACAAUCAUCUGAACUCGUCAAACCCUGACUGAAAUUAAUUUAACAAUAGAGCCAUUUUAACCAAUUGUGGUUGUUAUGGAUUAUAGACACUAUAUCAUACCUUGUAGUACAUCUCGAUAAUGUACUUAUUCAUACGACCCUUGGGACGCCGAGCUAAACACCGACCAAUCAAAUGCGAUGGUUACUUGUAAACAUUCCCGUGCUCUCACGUCGCGGUUGAGGGGCCCAAACACCACCUCCAGAUAGUGACCUUUUGCCGGAAUGGCAGGAUUUCUGAGAUACAAUCGCGAGUCAAACCACCCAAUGAAAGAUUCAGAGACCAUACUUCAAGAGGCUCUGACAGACUGUUACCCGGUACUCUGUGAGUACUGUGGGGAGGGAACCCGGCCUAACUUGGAUCUGACAUGGUUGGACAAACCAGAGAGAUCGGGACAGUUCUGCUGUUCUCAGUUCCAGCUGCUUUGGGAGUGGCUUCUUGAUCAGAGGUCACUGGAUUGGACGAUGUCUGACCCUGAGAGCCAUGCUACACCCCACGAACAGCCAAUAAUGCGGGGGGAGAAGCUUUCUUAUAAAGAGGCCAGUCUAGAAAAGGGCAGCAAAGCGGAAGCACAGGAAGCACAGCAAGCUUGCCAUCAUGCAUCUGGCGAUUCACCCAGAGCCACUACAGAGCCUUAUAACACGGCCUCAAAUGCAAUCCGGUACCGACACUCCACCAUGUGUGCGGGUAAUGCGGGCUGGACCGUCUCCCCUGAGUCACACACACAGAUACCUUCAAAAGCAGAGACACCAGAGACAGGGGUGGAGAUGUAUCGUUGUGAACACGACCAAGGGAAGUUUGGUUUGCAUCCUCAUCAGCCUGCUGCUGGAUUUCAACAAAGAAAUUACUCCAGUGGAAUGAAAUGUCUCACUGUGUUCCCAGAUGGAUCCUUGCAAGUCCUUUACCCCUCUGGCUGUGUGGCCCUGGUGGUUGUGGUUACUGAAGCAAACGGCAGGGUCUGCAUUGUUUACGACGACAGCGAUGUCCCUGAGCAACCAAUCAGAGCUAUGUUCCAGUCCGAUGGCCGGGCAACGUGCUAUAGCAGCAAUGGUAGCAUCUGGCUCAGCCUAGGUCAAUCCGGAGGUCAGCGCUUGGACCAAUCAGGAGCCAGAGUUCAAAGGUGGAGUUGGGGCAGCCUUGGCCUUGGUAGCCCCACCCCUCUGCGGCCACUCUUCCUGUCACUCAACAAGAAUAUCGGGGUUCGCGUACUUGGCAGAGACCAAGUAUUUGUCUCGUUCUUGUGCUGCGGUCAACAGGCAAGGUUCAGUGUUGGCAUCAGCUGUGUACAGUGUCAGGUGGAUUGUAUGAACAUAUGUCACAAUCCAUCCAUCCGCUCAGAGGAGCUGUUCCUGCUGGCCGGGAGAAUGGGAGUGUCUCUGGCCAUGGAAGGUCUCCGUUAUUGCUUGAGAAGGCUUUCCAGGCACAAGCCUUUCAAAGCCCAACUGGGUAUGCGCCAUCACAUGGGCCUCAUCAGGAAGCUGCUGGCAGCCAGUACCACUGUGGGGAUAGGGGCCAGCGACAGGGCCUUCAUCCACAGGUGCCUUCAGGGCUACUUGUGAUGCGUGUCCUCUAUUACUUUUUACAUUUCCUUUUCAGUAUAUUGAAUAAAAUUGAACUACAUUUUUGACAUUGUAUUUAUAAUUAAAAACUACUCCUAGGGGAGAAUUGACAAGCAA